Molecule: messenger RNA, 6506 nt
Organism: Physeter macrocephalus (sperm whale)
Lineage: Eukaryota; Metazoa; Chordata; Mammalia; Artiodactyla; Physeteridae
Gene: MARK4
Product: microtubule affinity regulating kinase 4
Exons: 17
Coding region: 63-2321 (752 amino acids)
Biological process (GO): intracellular signal transduction; microtubule cytoskeleton organization; protein phosphorylation
Cellular component (GO): cytoplasm
Molecular function (GO): ATP binding; protein serine/threonine kinase activity; tau-protein kinase activity
Source: RefSeq, a predicted model, not a curated record
CCGGGCCCCCCCCCCCCCCCCCCCCCCGACCCGGCCGCCCAGUCCCCCGAGACCCGGAGAAAAUGUCUUCGCGGACGGCUCUGGCCCCGGGCAACGAUCGGAACUCGGACACGCAUGGCACCCUGGGCAUUGGCCGCUCCUCGGACAAGGGACCGUCCUGGUCCAGCCGCUCCCUGGGUGCCCGCUGCCGGAACUCCAUCGCCUCCUGUCCCGAAGAGCAGCCCCAUGUAGGCAACUACCGCCUGCUGAGGACCAUCGGGAAGGGCAACUUUGCCAAAGUCAAGCUGGCCCGGCACAUCCUUACCGGCCGGGAGGUCGCCAUCAAGAUCAUCGAUAAAACCCAGCUGAACCCCAGCAGCCUGCAGAAGCUGUUCCGAGAAGUCCGUAUCAUGAAGGGCCUAAACCACCCCAACAUCGUGAAGCUCUUCGAGGUGAUCGAGACAGAGAAGACGCUGUACCUGGUGAUGGAAUAUGCAAGUGCUGGAGAAGUGUUUGACUACCUCGUGUCACACGGCCGCAUGAAGGAGAAGGAAGCUCGAGCCAAGUUCCGACAGAUCGUAUCGGCUGUUCACUACUGUCACCAGAAAAACAUUGUACACAGGGACCUGAAGGCCGAGAACCUCUUGCUGGACGCCGAGGCCAACAUCAAGAUCGCCGACUUUGGCUUCAGCAAUGAGUUCACGCUGGGCUCGAAGCUGGACACGUUCUGCGGGAGCCCCCCGUACGCCGCCCCGGAGCUGUUCCAGGGCAAGAAGUACGACGGGCCGGAGGUGGACAUCUGGAGCCUCGGUGUCAUCCUAUACACCCUCGUCAGCGGCUCCCUGCCCUUCGACGGGCACAACCUCAAGGAGCUGCGAGAACGAGUCCUCAGAGGGAAGUACCGGGUCCCUUUCUACAUGUCAACAGACUGUGAGAGCAUCCUGCGGAGAUUUUUGGUGCUGAACCCAGCGAAACGCUGUACUCUCGAGCAAAUCAUGAAAGACAAAUGGAUCAACAUCGGCUAUGAGGGUGAGGAGUUGAAGCCAUACACAGAGCCCGAGGAGGACUUCGGGGACACCAAGCGAAUCGAGGUGAUGGUGGGUAUGGGCUACACGCGGGAAGAAAUCAAAGAGGCCUUGACCAGCCAGAAGUACAACGAAGUGACCGCCACCUACCUCCUGCUGGGCAGGAAGACUGAGGAGGGUGGGGACCGGGGCACCCCAGGGCUGGCCCUGGCACGGGUGCGGGCGCCCAGCGACACCACCAAUGGAACAAGCUCCAGCAAAGGCACCAGCCACAGCAAAGGGCAGCGGAGUUCCUCCUCCACCUACCACCGCCAGCGCAGGCAUAGCGACUUCUGUGGCCCAUCCCCUGCACCCCUGCAUCCAAAGCGCAGCCCAACCAGCACAGGGGAGGCGGAGCUGAAGGAGGAGCGCCUGCCAGGCCGGAAGGCGAGCUGCAGUGCCGCGGGGAGCGGGAGCCGAGGGCUGCCCCCCUCCAGCCCCAUGGUCAGCAGCGCCCACAACCCCAACAAGGCAGAGAUCCCAGAGCGGCGGAAGGACAGUACGAGCACCCCUAACAACCUCCCCCCCAGCAUGAUGACCCGCAGAAACACCUACGUUUGCACAGAACGCCCGGGGGCUGAGCGCCCAUCCCUGUUGCCAAAUGGCAAAGAAAACAGCUCGGGGACCCCACGGGUGCCCCCCGCCUCCCCCUCCAGUCACAGCCUGGCUCCCCCAUCAGGGGAGCGGAGCCGCCUGGCACGCGGCUCCACCAUCCGCAGCACGUUCCACGGUGGCCAGGUCCGGGACAGGCGGGCAGGGGGCGGGGCAGGUGGGGGCGUGCAGAAUGGGCCCCCCGCCUCUCCCACGCUGGCCCAUGAGGCCACACCCCUGCCCACUGGGCGGCCCCGCCCCACCACCAACCUCUUCACCAAGCUGACCUCCAAACUGACCCGAAGGGUCACAGACGAACCUGAGAGAAUCGGGGGACCUGAGGUCACAAGUUGCCAUCUACCUUGGGAUCAAACGGAAACCGCCCCCCGGCUGCUCCGAUUCCCCUGGAGUGUGAAGCUGACCAGCUCGCGCCCGCCCGAGGCCCUGAUGGCAGCUCUGCGCCAGGCCACGGCAGCUGCCCGCUGCCGCUGCCGCCAGCCACAGCCGUUCCUGCUGGCCUGCCUGCACGGGGGUGCGGGCGGGCCCGAGCCCCUGUCCCACUUUGAAGUGGAGGUCUGCCAGCUGCCCCGGCCAGGGCUACGAGGAGUUCUCUUCCGCCGCGUGGCGGGCACUGCCCUGGCCUUCCGCACCCUCGUCACCCGCAUCUCCAAUGACCUCGAGCUCUGAGCCGUCACGGCCCUGGGUCCCCUCCUCUUUUCCUCUCCCACUUCGCUUCGGCAGGAGAGAAAGGGGAUCAAGGAGGGGAUUCUUCCUUUGUCAUCACUUCAGUUUCCCUGAAAUGGAUCUGGGGGCAGAGAUUGUCCCCUCUGCUGUUCUCUGGGGCCGCUGGGCAGGAGAGAAGAGCAAAGGGGCUUAGCAGGGGAAGCUGGCACCUUCCUGGAACCUCCAGCUCGUCCUGUCCCCCCUCACCCUGCCGCAGGGUACCUGAGGAAACUUUGGGGGCAGGGUGGGGGCAGAAAGGGAAACAGGAAACUUCCAUUCCCCCCAACAGCUCAAGAAUUAGGCCUUGGGCAGGGGCAAGAAGAAUUGCUGAGCCUAAAGACUGGAUGGAGAACUGGGGUGGGUGGGGUUGGGAGUCGGGGUCAGAGAGGCAGAUUCCUUCCCCUCCCCAUCCCCUCCUGCUCGAACCCCCCUUUCCUGCCCCAGGCUGGCGCGGGGCACUUUGUACAAAUCCUUGUAAAUACCCCCACACCCUCCCCUCUGCAGAGGUCUCCUGAGGAGCUGCCGCUCUCACCUCCGGUUUUUAAGUUAUUACAGCCCCACCCUCCUCCUGUCAGCCCCUCACCUGCAGCCUGUUGCCCAAUAAACUUAGGAAGUCCCCCCUCCCCCAUGCUGACCCUGGGGUCUUCCUUCCCUGCCCUCACCUGCAAGUGAGAUGAAGAGGAGGUGUGUGACUGGGCCAGUGGUUUCUCCUUUCUGAGCCUCGGUUUUCUCAUCUGCAGAAUGGGAGUAGUGGGGGUGUGAGGGUCAAGGAUGAUUGUGGAAGAGGGCAGGACAGGACUCGGCCUCAUCCACGAGGCCCCAGUUCCUAUAUCGGACCCCCGUUCAUCCAUUCACAUACCCACCCACAUGUUAUACUGGACUCUAAGCCACUUCUUACUCCAGCAGUACAUUUAUUCAAUAAACAGUCAUUGACCGGUGCCUACUCCAUGCCAGGCCCAGUGUGGACACGAGACACAGGGAGCCCCUGUCUGUCGCGGCGGGGGGGGCGGUUCUGAUAGACACUAGAGAAACCAUUGCUUUGGGGGCCACAGAAGAGAAAGUGAGGGGGUUUGGGGAAGGCACUCCAGAGGAACUGGUGCCGGAGUUGGGCUUUGAAGGAUGAGUAGGAGUUGAUCAGGUAUUGGGUAUGCCCUGGGCACAAGCCUGGAAGUGGAGGUGCAUGGUAUAGCUCAGAGAACUGUGGGUAAUUUCAGGGUGGCUGCUGUGUUGGGGGUGGGUGGAGAAUUAGCAAGAGAAAUGCUGUAUUAGGACUCAUAAUCCAUCUGCACUUAAGCAGAAAGGUAUGUGCUCAUUUCAUAGGCCAGGGGUGCCUGACUUCAGGUACAUCUGGAUCUAGGCAGCAGGCAAGCUCACCUCUGCUUUUUUUCAGUGUGAGUUUCAUUCUAGUAGUUUCAUCCAGUAGGCACUCCCUGAUGGCAGUGAUGACCCCAGCAGUUCCAAGCUUUCAUCCUUCCAGCUUAGUUGCUGCAGCAGAAAGUCUGCUGAUCUUAAGUCAUGUGAUCGUCCCUGGACCAGUUGCUGUGACUCUGGAGUGGCCUGUGCCUAGAACUGGACUUAGAAGGGGCUCCCCAAAGGAAAGUCAAGGUGACAGGAGCAGGAGAAGGGAAGUGGAAGCAUGAUGGACUGAAGCAGUAGAGGGCUGUCCAGUGCAGAAGGGCGGGGCUGCUUCACCCGGGGCCUUGUGGGCCAAAGUGAGCAGGCCGGGCCUUCAUCCGAGGACCCUGGGGAGCCGUGGAGGGUUGCAUGCGGGGAGGAGGCUUAGUCAAACUGCCUCAAUUGGCCCAUUUAGAGCACAGUAGGGUCAACUGUUGUAUUCUUCAUGGAGCUGACAGGGAAGUCAAAUGAGAAAUGAAGGGUGGUAAAGAUUAUAAAGAGUGGCCAGUGUUGAAAAAUUCAGGGUCUGGGGCAGAACCAAAGUCCCGUCGUGAGUGAGGCCAGAAUAGGACUCUGCUGAAAGGGAAGUGUUUACAGUUGAGAGGGUAGAAAAAUGAGGUGUGUGUAGGGGGAACCAACCCUGUCGCGAAACCUCAAUCCCGGAGGGCUUCCUUUGUGCCCAGCCCUGUGCUGGGGACACAGUGGUGACCAAAACAGCCCCAGCCCUGCCCUCACGGAGCUCACAGUCCGGUGGAGGAGACAGCCGUGUCCUCGGUGAUCCAGAGUGGGCAGGGCUGGUAUGGGGGAGUCCAGAGCCCGCAGGAGUGCAAAGGGGGAAACUGCCCUAGCCAGGGAGGGCUUCCUGGGAGGAACAGCUUGGCUGCGAUGGAGAGAACGAUGAGCAGCUAACCAGACAUGGCGGGGGGCGGGGGGGCGGUGGGUCACGUGUUCUAGGCAGAGGGAACAGCACGUACGAUGGCUGGGAAGCAAGCGAGCAUACAGGUCCUUCCGCAAAUGACACGUGACUUGAGUGAGUAUAGAGUCACUGUGAGAGAUGAGGCUGGACAUGCUGGCAGGGCCUUGAAGGUUGUGGAGAGGUGCCUGGGCUUUGUGCCAAGGGUACUGGGGAGCCAUGGCAAGGUUGUGAGUCAGGGAGAGGCAGGGGCAGGUUUGUGCUGUGAAGGGAGGGAAGGAAUCAGGUCAGAAGAGUAGUGAGGAGGUCAGGACCGGACAGAAGGUGAGGAGAGAAGGGGUGGACUUCAGCCUUAUGAGGCAAAAUGGGCGGGACAGGCAUGGCAGCUGUCAAGUGCCUGGACUCUGGAUUUGGCUGGCUCAGACCUUACUGCCUGGAGCGUGUGUGGUCUGUGUGGCCUCAGGGGUGGAGCUGGGGUUAGUGAUGGGAUCUUCAUUUGGGGAUAGUAUUGUAAAGGGCAUCCCCAUGUGUAACAGGCCCUGCGUGCCUUGACCUUUGGGGUCUCUUCUGACCUUUCUGUUUUGGUCAUCUCUCUGGGAACUCUGACAUCCCCGGGCCUCAGCUUCCCUUCUGGAAAAUGGAGAGAUUUCUUGAUCUCUAAGGGCCUUUUACCUAUGUGACAAGGUUUGAAAAAGUGCCUCCUCCAGGUCCCUGGGGGCUCUGUCUUCUUAACUCUGCCUCACCUUUUCUUCUGAGGCCUUUGUCGCUUUAGGGGCCCACGUGCUAUGUCCUAGCAAAUGGAGGCCUCAGCCUAUUGGGUCAAGUAGAAGUGAUUGACGUGGCCAACACCCAAUACAUGUUCAGAUGUUUCUUGACUUCUAUUACCUGCUUCUUCCACACGCGACCCCUAGGCCCCUUCCUGCUCUUUUCUGGGACCAAGCUCUCCAAAAGUCCUAUCCUUAAAGACUUCACAGGUAUGCUCUGACCCAAGCCCCAGUCUGGAGGAGGAAACAGCUUGGGCAGACAUUCAGGUGGGAAUUGCAGGGUGUACGGAACAAAAGAGUAUAUAGAGGAAUCAUGGGGAAAGAACUAGAAGGAUGAGCCUUCAGCAAAUGGUAUGAAUUUGGCCUUGAAGAAUCGCACUUAAUACGAGAGCGUUCUAGGCGAUGUGGGGAGCCAUGGCAGGUUCUCUAGCAGAGUAAGGAAAGUUGGAAAGACUGAUAGCAGCUGUAGAGGGCUGAAGUCAGAUCGCACAGGAGGACGCCAGUGAAAAGCAUAAUAAAGUAGACAGUGAUGAGAUGCAUGGGAGGUCUCAAACCGGAGGCCAGGGGGCCAAAUUUAAGUCUCAGACGUUUUCUUUGGCUUCCGUUUCUCCCUCGCGAGGACCCUGUGUUUGAGAUCCGAGCGUGAGUGAUUGGGAGCCGAGGUUGGGAAGGGCCCAAGCUCUGCGGUGUGACACUGGAGCGCACCUCUCCGGGUCUCAGAUUCCCCAUAGAGCUUUGUAAUGUUUGAAUUAAACUCUGUACCCUAACUUUGCCUCAUUUUAGAGAUGGGAUAAAGCAUGUCUAGCCCUAGGACAUGCCUAGAGACGGCAAACCGCUUCGAGGUCACACAGUAGCCAAUUACAAAAGUCUUUCCUUCUCCUCUUCCUCCUCCCACCCCCCAUAACUAUCGCACACAACGCUAAGGCCACCAUUGCUUUUAUUUGUUGCUUUGAGCGGAGAAAAAGCAUGAGCCGCAGGUGAGCUAGGGUGCUCUCCAUUAGCCAGAGCGCCUGAUGGUGGGCGGAGCUCAGGCAAAAGGAGAGGAGAGCAUAAGGGAGGUUAAGUCAUUGGCCAGAA